CUCACGAUUUUGAGCGCACAAAUCUCGUAAUAUACUAAAUCAGAGCACCGGAUCUUCUGAUUGUAAACUUUUUACAAAUGAGCAAGAAUGAAAUGAAAAUUGCUAUCUUGUUAGAAAUUUACUUUUUGAGAUUUGUGCUUUUAAAGUUAUUGCGCAAUGUUGAACAGGGAUUCUAUGAUGAUUGUCCUUAAGUCAUUUAAGUUUUCCUUUUUGCAUGAUGAUACGUUAUCAUUCGGCAUAAGAUAUUGGAUUUAUUUAGAAAAUGUGACAGAAAUAAAAACCAAUUACCAAGUUAGCGACGCGAUAGUUAUUUUAGGUAAAUAGAAAUAAUCAUUAGUGCGUCAUACGUAUACGUCACGGAAUAAUUUAAAAUCUAUUUUUUGCACUCCACUAAAUGACCAGAAAACAACUCCAUAACAUUUGAAUAUUUUCCACAUAUUCCUUGCUUCGAUGCAAACCGGAUUACAUCUUGAUACCUACUUGACCAGGCUUUCUUGCUGCCCCAGUGAAACGCACGAAAAAAAAAAUCAGCUGGAAAAAAAAUCCUUGCUAAUGCUAGCGGUGAUAGAUCGGGUCAUCGGGAUACGAAAAAAAAACAUGGGAUUUGCGCGUGUGCCGUCGAUUUUUCCCUGGGGACUGUGCAGCAUAAAAACCCACUAACCGCCGGCUGACCGGUAGUCAUUCCCGAUGAGGACAAUGAACGAAACGGAUUAGCAGUUGGUGAUUGCUGGUUUUGCGUGGUUCUAUAGCAGUUCUACCUAGUUGCCUUCGAUAUAAAUCAGUGUUUUGGAUAGAUUGUCUUUUGCUGAAUCAUGAUCAAUUUAAUCUCGGUAUGGAUUCUGACGAUGAUUGCGUUGUCGUGGGCCGCCGAAGAUAGUUUGUUCCUUUCGGGGUUUGAAAAGAAAGCACCCAUGCUUGGUUGCCACAAGCGCGUGUUCACCUACCGUGUGUCGCAGGCGGACAGCAAAGGGCGCGAAUGUUGGGACCACGUGAGUGUGUGGUCCUGCCACGGACGGUGCGAUUCGAACGAGAUUUCCGACUGGCGUUUCCCGUACAAGCGGUCCCACCACCCGGUGUGUAUGCACGCAGGACGGACCCGAUCGGUGGCCACGUUGAGGCAUUGCCAUCCGGAGGCCGACGCGGAAGCCAAACUGUACGAGUACAUGGAACCGAAAUCGUGCAGCUGCCAGACGUGCACCAGUAUGGACACCAGCUGCGAGGGACCGAAACAACUUAGCACGGAUACGGCAACCAAGAUUUUCCAAAUCGACGACGAGGAAAUCGAAUCCGAGUACGCUUAGGAUUAGUUGGCACUGCAGAGUGAUAUUCGACAGUGAUGUUUGCAAUGGUGGCCAUAACUAUAUUUUUAGUGCUUUCAUGUGAAUAAAUAUAAUGGUACGUGAACACGUGAAAACGGAAUGUGCAAUAUA
Messenger RNA from Aedes albopictus (Asian tiger mosquito), 1430 nucleotides. Its product is annotated as thyrostimulin beta-5 subunit. The transcript has 2 exons. The coding region runs from base 813 to 1301 and encodes 162 amino acids. Gene Ontology annotation, molecular function: hormone activity. The record is from RefSeq and is a predicted model, not a curated record. Gene Ontology annotation, biological process: G protein-coupled receptor signaling pathway. NCBI's taxonomy places the organism in Eukaryota, Metazoa, Arthropoda, Insecta, Diptera, Culicidae. Gene Ontology annotation, cellular component: extracellular region; cytoplasm.